Molecule: messenger RNA, 1760 nt
Organism: Macroventuria anomochaeta
Lineage: Eukaryota; Fungi; Ascomycota; Dothideomycetes; Pleosporales; Didymellaceae
Product: MFS general substrate transporter
Exons: 2
Biological process (GO): transmembrane transport
Molecular function (GO): transmembrane transporter activity
Source: RefSeq, a predicted model, not a curated record
CUGUCGCAAAACAACAUCACUUUUGGAUGCCGAACCAUCCGUAUGUUGAUUAAAGUCCAGUUGCAUUAUAUGUACGUUCUGGUUUGUGUGCUUCUACUGAUACCUUGGAGACGCGUGAAGGUGGUCUCAAUCGUGGCUACUCCCUGUACACAGCCGACACAAUAGGGGAAAGAGCUAGCUUAGGACUUUUGAACCCUCAAUUAAUCGCACAGCUUGAGUGACACUACCUCCACAAUGUUCAAGUCACUAGGUCUCGGCGGCGACAAGCCUCCAGCAGGCCUACAAUGGCGCUCACACACCCUCUUCAUCGCCACGACCGUCGGCAUGGGUGCCUUUACAGAUCUCUUCCUCUACGGUCUCAUCGUUCCAGUCCUACCUUUCCUCCUCAAAGACCGCAUCAACACUCCCGAAUUGCAAAUCCAAGGCACCAUCUCCAUGCUUCUAGCCGUCUAUGCAGCAGCAUCAUGCGCCGCCUCGCCCAUCACUGGCGUCCUGGCCGACAAAUUCGCUUCCUCACGCCAGCUGCCUUUCACAGUCAGCUUGUUGAUGCUUGUCGCUGCAACGGUCAUGUUUGCUUUCGGCCAGAGCAUUGCGGUGCUGAUUGUUGGGAGGCUACUGCAGGGAGCGUCAGGAGGCGUGGUCUGGACACUCGGCCUGGCCAUCAUCGUCGAGACCGUCGGGCAAGAGAACCUAGGCAGAACGAUGGGAACGAUCUUCAGCUUCAUCUCCGUCGCCGGUCUCUUCUCACCCAUAUGCGGCGGGUUGCUGUACGCUAAGACAGGCUACAAUGGUGUCUUCGGCGUAGGCAUCGGCCUUGUAGCUAUCGACUUCAUUCUGCGCAUCUUGAUGGUUGAGAAGAGAGUUGCCGAUAAGUACCUCCCUUCCGAUCCCAAUGGGCAGACACAACAGAGCAAUGGCGCGAGCGAGACUGAAGACACUGAGCAAACCCCCCUCCUGCCAGACUCUCACACAUCAGCCUUCGACGAGCGUUUCCGUCUAUCCCUCCCAAAGAACCGCAUAACCCGCGAACUCCCCAUUCUGCUGCUCCUCCGGGAUCUAGGUCUUCUAACCGCUAUUUUCAUCGCGUUCAUGCAAGCCACGCUCCUCGGCUCAUUCGACGCCACCAUCCCGCUCGUCGCAAAAUCAUCCUUUGGUUUCGACAGCCUGAAGGCCGGCCUUCUAUUCCUCCCUCUCGGUGGCGCAGACUUCUUCCUCGGCCCCGCGUUCGGAUGGGCAGUCGAUCGAUACGGAGCUCGGCUGUUCUCUGUUAUCGGUUUCGCUUUCCUCGUUCCAUCUCUUAUCCUCCUUCGUCUACCAGAGGAGACCUCAAUCAUCGAGAAGCUCGACAACGGCCAUCUCAUUGCACUCUACGCAUCGAUCCUCGCACUCAACGGCGCAGGAUUCGCGAUCAUCGGCUCGCCCAGCAUUGUCGAGGCCGGACGCUUGGUGGAGAACUACUCAAAUGCCAACAAGGAUAUCUUCAUCGAAGGGGCUCCGUGGGCCCAGCUAUACGGUAUCAACAAUAUGGUGUUUAGUGGGGGGUUGACUAUAGGACCGCUUCUCGCUGGUGCACUGAGGGAGAGAAUAGGGUACGGGAACAUGAACGCAGUAUUGGCUGGAGUGUGUGCGGUUACGGCCGUGUUGGCUGCGCUGUUCAUUGGGAGGAAGGAUGAUAAAGGGAAUAGUGAUGACUGAGUGGGGUGUCUAUCAGAGUCAUUUGCUAAGUAGUGGAUUGUGCGCGUAAUAGAACUUGAGCUCAG